Molecule: messenger RNA, 1678 nt
Organism: Malania oleifera
Lineage: Eukaryota; Viridiplantae; Streptophyta; Magnoliopsida; Santalales; Ximeniaceae
Exons: 5
Coding region: 197-1282 (361 amino acids)
Biological process (GO): glucose metabolic process; beta-D-galactose catabolic process via UDP-galactose, Leloir pathway
Molecular function (GO): carbohydrate binding; aldose 1-epimerase activity
Source: RefSeq, a predicted model, not a curated record
GGAUAAACUCUGACUCUGAUCUCCUCUGUUCCAAUAUUGUCCUCAUCGGUUUCAAGUUUUACUUUUAACCCUUUUAUGCCUCGUGCUUCCCAUUCAAUAUGGUGUGUAUAUAAAUACACACCUCUUUUAGCUAUCGACGUUGGGACAUCUUCUUCUUGUAGAUCGUUUCUGAUUUGACCAUUCCCUGCACAAAAACAUGGGGAAGAAUUUGGCCAUCUUGUGUUUCGUCCUCAUUGCUUUUGGGCUUGUUGACGUUUCGCUGGCGCAUAAAGGAAUUGGGUUUUAUGAGCUCAAGAAAGGGGAUUUCUCUGUGAAUUUCACCAACUUGGGGGCAACCGUUGUGUCCCUUGUUCUUCCUGACAAGCAUGGAAAGUUGGCAGAUGUUGUCCUUGGGUAUGAUACACUUGAGCAGUACAAGAAUAACACCGUAUACUUUGGGGCACUUGUGGGGCGGGUCGCUAAUAGGAUUGGAGGCGCACAAUUCACUCUGAAUGGAACCCAUUAUAAACUAGUUGCUAAUGAAGGAAAGAACAUUCUUCAUGGCGGGCCGAAAGGAUUCAGUACAGUUGUUUGGAAGGUGCUGCAUUAUCAGAAUAAAGGUCGCACUCCUUACAUCACCUUCGGAUAUCACAGCCGCGAUGGUGAAGAAGGAUUUCCUGGUGAACUUCAUGUCACUGUGACCUACAUGAUCUCUGGGAAGAGGGAAUUUAACGUAGUAAUGAAAGCUCUUGCUUUAAACAAGGCCACUCCUGUAAACUUAGCCCAGCACACCUACUGGAACCUUGGUGGCCACAACAGUGGCAACAUCCUGUCCAAUAAGGUCCAAAUUUUCGGGUCUAAGAUAACACCUGUCGAUAAGGAGCUUAUCCCCACUGGCAAAAUCGUAUCUGUGAAGGGAACACCGUAUGAUUUCCUUAAACCCAACACCGUUGGAAGCAGAAUCAAGAAGCUGCCCAAGGGUUAUGAUAUCAACUACGCGCUUGAUGGCUACAAGACGGGCCACAAGUUGAGAAAGACAGCUGUGGUUCACCACAAGAAGUCUGGAAGAGUGCUGGAGCUGUUCACAAAUCAACCUGGUUUGCAGUUCUAUACUGGCAACUUGUUGAAAGAUGUAAAGGGCAAAGAUGGCGCUAUAUAUAAGGCCCAUGCAGGCCUGUGUUUGGAGACUCAAGGGUUUCCGGAUUCUGUCAACCACCCCAAUUUCCCUUCUCAGAUUGUGCUUCCAGGAAAGCCUUACCAUCACUUCAUGCAUAUCAGAUUUUCAACAAAAAAGGCGGCAUAGAAUGCAAGAAUUGACUUGUGUGUUUUCAAGCUGUUUUGGUAUCUGCUGGCAUGGAAUAUUGGAAUGUGUAAGAAUGUGAAAAUAAGUACAAAAGAGAUUUUAGUCGAAACACAAAUCCAGUUAGGCUGAGGCAUACAAAUCUUGUUCUCUUUAAAAAAAAUUCAAGUUCUCAGUUCAUGAGUGCGUGGAGCAUAGCACUUCCUGAUGACAUGUCUCUCCUAAAACAGAACUACCCAAGUUGUGUAGUGUGGCUUGCGCACAUUCUGCACAAAAGGAAGAGGGCAAAGCUCCAAUAAAAAAGAAGCAUUUUUCUUUGGAAGCCAAACUUUGUUAGGUGUUUUAAAUUAUUUGGAGAUUUUUUUUACAUUUGGAAUAAAGCGAAAAUUGUUAUGACAA